AUGUUUUGUGAAGGCUCUGGAUCACUCUUCGAAGAGGCUCUUCUCAACGACCAGCCCCUCUUCGACUACUCUCCUGCGGAAAGUCUUAUAAACUUUGAAUUGCCAUCCCUGGAUUCUGAUGGCGAUUGGCAGCUUAGUGAUUUAGAUCUGAAUUGUGAUAGUUUUAUAAACAGUGUGAGUGAUAUAAACAAGGAAGCCUCAAACAUCCUUGAUGGAUCAGUUUUCGAUUUUGCUGAUUUGGACAAAAGUAUAAUUGAUGAGUAUCUCUUGGAAGCACUGAGCAGUGAUCUUUCCAAUGACUCGGCGCAGUCUCCCCAGUCAAAUACUGACUCAUCCUUCAGCACCGAGUCCUUAUGUGCAUUGGAGACCCAUGAUUAUGUCACGGUAGACAAUUCCUGGUCAAGUAAACCGCGUCCUUACGAGAAAACCGAGGUGAAAGUUCGUUCAUUUGGAGAGCCAAAGUUUUUCCCAGAACUGGGUGCUUUUCGUUGUCCAGUGGAGGAUUGCGGUAAAUUAUACGCGAAGGCGUCGCAUGUGCGGGCGCACUUACGUCGGCAUAGUGGGGAGAAGCCGUACCGGUGUACGUGGGGAGAGUGCUCGUGGAGGUUCGCGCGGUCGGACGAGCUGGCGCGGCACCGGCGCAGCCACUCGGGCGACAAGCCCUACCGUUGCGCCGAGUGCGGCAAGCAGUUCGCGCGCUCCGACCACCUGGCCAAGCACGGGCGCGUGCACGCCCGCCGCGCCGCCGCCGCAGCCGCCGCCGCCCGCAGAGCCGCAGCAGCACCGCACGCGCACCGGAGGUCUACGAGAGGACUGCUACUUUUAUGAUUACAAAUAGUUAUUGUAUAGACUGAGAGAUAUAUACGUGAUAAGUUUCUUAAGACAAACCAAAUCCUAAUACCGUUUACCGUACGGUACCGAAUGACAUAAAACACACACAAUGUAGUAAAACUGAAAGGGAACAUUGAUUUAUUAAGAUUUGUUCAAAGUCCCUUAAAGACUGAAUUUUCUACAACAAUUAUUAUUUUUAAUUAUAAACGAUCAUUUGUUGGUCAAUCAUCAACUUUAUUAGGCUACUAUUAACUUCUCAUUGAUAAAAUUACCCAUUGUUUGAAUACCUAAUAGACAAAUAACUUAUAGGUGUACAAAUGUUUAAUGGAACAUUAGCAUCUAGACUUACUUAAUUAGUUUUUAGACAAAUGGUUUUAGGUGAAUUUUAUUACUUGGCAUAAGUGUUUUAUGUGUAUUGUUGCAUAUCAACUGUGCUGUGACGAGAGGGCUUUGUGAAUACUUACCUACCUAAAAUAUCAAUUAAAUUAAAUAAGAUGAUAAAGUAAGUUUACUAUUUAAUAAGCUAAUACUGUAAAUAUAGUUUUAAUGCAAAUCCUUACCUAUGUGAAAUUAUAAUUUAAAAAAUAUAAAUAUGGUAUUUAUUGAA
Messenger RNA from Helicoverpa zea (corn earworm), 1438 nucleotides. Its product is annotated as Krueppel-like factor 9. The transcript has a single exon. Gene Ontology annotation, molecular function: RNA polymerase II cis-regulatory region sequence-specific DNA binding; DNA-binding transcription factor activity, RNA polymerase II-specific. Lineage: Eukaryota; Metazoa; Arthropoda; Insecta; Lepidoptera; Noctuidae. The record is from RefSeq and is a predicted model, not a curated record. Gene Ontology annotation, biological process: regulation of transcription by RNA polymerase II. Bases 1 to 828 code for a protein of 275 amino acids.